This is a messenger RNA of Podospora pseudocomata, 3096 nucleotides long. RefSeq lists its product as uncharacterized. The transcript has 2 exons. Gene Ontology annotation, cellular component: nucleus. NCBI's taxonomy places the organism in Eukaryota, Fungi, Ascomycota, Sordariomycetes, Sordariales, Podosporaceae. The record is from RefSeq and is a predicted model, not a curated record. Bases 1 to 3096 code for a protein of 1031 amino acids. Gene Ontology annotation, molecular function: mismatched DNA binding; ATP binding; ATP-dependent DNA damage sensor activity. Gene Ontology annotation, biological process: chiasma assembly; mismatch repair.
AUGGCCGUCAACAUGGAUCGGGAGGGCAAAGUGGGCUGUGCUUACUAUAGCGCCGUGGAUGAAACGCUGUUUCUUGAGGACGACAUAGCCAUGGGAGGCAUAGAGACUGUUGAAACCUUUCUCCUUCACCUGGAGCCAACCUCGGUUCUCAUUUCCAAUCGUGCAGCGGAUUCACUAGUUCAAUUUCUCGAACCAAACGCACAAAAGUUCGAUGAUGAUCAGACAUCACGUACAGACAAAGGCCCGUAUAUUCUACGCCACCUUGUUUCAGCACAGUUCAACUACGACACAGCGAGAGAGCUAUUAGCCAAUGUCGGCAUUUUCUCAGACGAAUCGCAAGAGCCCGAUCCCCUUCAGGUGCAGUCUGGAGAGGAAGAGCCUAUUCAAUGCAUUGGGUCUUCUCGCCAUAUCAACCUUGUGCGCCUGGCAAGAAUCAUCAAUUUGGAAAGCCAGCUUUCUGUAGGGUGCGCUGGGGCAGUUCUCACCGACCUCGAACGCCGAAGGGCAGUGGAGGAAGAGUCCGGCUCCGGUGAAGAAGGGAAGGUUCCGUUCCGGGUGAAACGUAUCAAGAUGAACCUUUCUACAGAUACCAUGCUGCUCGGCGCCGAUGCCCUGAUAUCUCUUAACAUUAUACGUCCGCAUCUUCAAGCCAUUCCUGGACUCCACGGGUCUAGCGACGAACCACGAGCCAAAGAAAACCUCUGUGUAGCGGACCUUCUGGCCUCGCUGGCAUCAACGACGCAGGGAAAGCAGAAAGUGCGCCAGAUGCUGCUGCGGCCAAGUCUCAACCUCGACGUGAUACAUCAACGCCAGUCGACGAUUCAUAUGAUGUUGGAUCCAGAGAAUGUUUCAAUCGUGAAGAGUAUGCGCAAACUGCUCAAGAGGUUGAAGAGUCCCAAGACACUGCUGCUCCACGUAAAGAAAGGCGUGGAUCGUGUAAGGGGCCAUCUGUCGCUCCGAAUGGGCGACUGGAAAGCUGUGGUUCGCUUUGCUACAGUUGCUGCCAACGUUCACCAGGCCGUGACCUCACUUGUCCGCACCUCGGGGCUUGAGAUCAUCUCCAAGAUCUGCGACACGAUUGAUCCUCGUCCGUUUCUUCUUCUUGCCGACAAAAUCAUGAGAACAUUUGACUUCGAGGCUUCCAAAGACAGCCAACGUACCAUCAUUUUGUCGGGUGCAAGCCCUGGACUGGAUCAGCUUAGGCAAGAGUUGGCGGAGGUCUGUGACAUGCUUCCUGAUAUCAGGGAUAACAUUGCGAGAGAUGCUCCCAGGUGGGCAAACAAACAUAUUCUACACUGCACCGUCAUGGAACAGUCGGGCUUUCUUAUCGGUGUUGCCAUCAAGCCAGAUACCGGCGUGGGGGUCUACUAUGGGCAUGACCUCCUCGAUGAUGAAUGGGAACUGGUCUUUGUGACCGAAGGAGUCGCCUAUUACAAGAACAAGCUGAUGCACGAUCUCGACUCACAAUAUGGCGACUUACCAUCCUACAUCACCGAAGAAGAAAUGCUUCUGGUCAUGGAGCUAUCUGGCCAUGUUCGAGAGCAGGAAAAGGCAAUCCUCGCCGCCUCGGAAAUAUACGGUGAACUUGACAGUCUGUCAGCAUUGGCCUCCGCGGCGGAAAAGUACAACUGGGUGGCACCUACGAUGACCACUUCCAACAUCAUCGACAUUAUCGACGGACGCCACCCCCUCCAAGAGUUGGUAGUUCCGUCAUUUAUACCCAACAAUUGUAGUUUGCGAGGUGGGUUUGGGAAAACCAAGCCACAUGGAAGCCUGGACGAAGACGAGUGCAUGGAAAGGGCUGAUGAGACCGCUUCUAUAUGCUCCACCAAGAACACACACGACCUGAACAUGAAUGACAGUUUUUGGUACAAUGACAGCCUCGUUGAUGAUGACGGGUAUAACCGCAUGUCCCUCGACCCGGACCAGGAAGAUAUGGGCGGUGAAGAAAAGGAAAACACCAUGGACGAAUUGGAAAACUAUCAAAGGACCGAAGCAAGCUUCAUGUGGCCUUCCCGAUCCAUAUCCUCCCCAGAGAUUGCAUUCAGCUGGCCAACUACACAAGCCCCAUCACGCCCCUCGACUUUGUCCCAACGCGCUUCUAGUACCGGGUUGUAUGGCUCCGAGGUAUCCGACGAGGAAGACUUUACGGUGUACGAAGGCAAGCCGUGUAUGUUAGUACUCACCGGCCCCAAUGAUUCAGGCAAGAGCGUCUACAUGAAACAGGUUGCGCUCAUUGUACAGCUGGCCCAUGUGGGGAGUUUUGUCCCUGCAGAGAGAGCCACAAUAGGUCUGACGGACCGCAUACUGACGAGAAUUCUGACGCGCGAGACAGUUCUCGACGACCAAAGUGCUUUUAUGAUCGAUAUAAAGCAGGCAGCUUUUGCGUUGAAUUUUGCCACAAAGAGGAGCUUACUUGUAGUCGACGAGUUUGGAAAGGGCACCACGGCAUCAAACGGCGCGGCUCUUCUCGCUUCAUAUCUGUCCCAUUUUAUCGAGCUUGGGAAAUCGCAGCAACCAAAGGUUCUUGCAGCAACGCACUUUCAUGAGGUGUUCGAAAAUGGCCUGCUCGAUGGCUACCAAGAAGACGACCUUGCUUUGGCGCACAUGGAUGUUCGUCUCAACCUGGGAGCAGAUGCGAUCGAGGACCAGGUCACAUACUUGCAUCGUCUCUUGCCGGGGCGGGGCCCAUCAAGUUUGGGAAUAAAGUGCGCCGAGAUACGAGGCAUACCGGCCCGCAUUCUGAAUCGAGCGGAUGAGAUUGUCGAGAUGUUGGAGGCUGGGGUCAGCUUGACGCAGGUGCCAGCAAGGCUCUCGGGUGAAGAGUUGCAAAGGCAGAUCGAGGCAACUUUUUUGACAAGGUGGCUUCUCGCGCUGCCUAGAGGUGUGUUGGAGAGAGCUAAGAACGGGGACCCGUCUAUUGAUGUGAGGGCCAUGUUGGAGCAGGCGAUGCGAGAUGCUAGGCAGGCGGCUCUUGAUGGUCUCGCAGAGUAUGUCGGUGAGGAUGACGGCCUCAGUGGUGAUUGUGAGAUGGAAGGCGAGGAAGAGGAUAUUGAGAUGGAAGAUGCCGGGGAGUCGUCGGAUUUUGACUGGUAA